Messenger RNA from Haliotis rufescens (red abalone), 5458 nucleotides. Its product is annotated as chondroitin sulfate N-acetylgalactosaminyltransferase 1-like. Gene Ontology annotation, cellular component: Golgi cisterna membrane. The record is from RefSeq and is a predicted model, not a curated record. The transcript is spliced from 2 exons. Lineage: Eukaryota; Metazoa; Mollusca; Gastropoda; Lepetellida; Haliotidae. Bases 495 to 2093 code for a protein of 532 amino acids. Gene Ontology annotation, molecular function: glucuronosyl-N-acetylgalactosaminyl-proteoglycan 4-beta-N-acetylgalactosaminyltransferase activity.
GUGUGGAGGGAGGCACUUGAUUACAGCCUUAUUGUGUUGCCGGCCUAGUGUCCGCUCCUUCAUCCAGGACAUGGAUUUAUCUGUGUGUGCUUGUCCGACAUUGCAAUCGCAUAUGCAUCUAUGUCCGUCUGCUUCCAUAGCGAACUUCAAAGAACGAUUGUUUGAGUAGUUGGUGAAUGGCCCAACAACGUCGGGUAGAGAUUGAGCUCAGGUGUCUCCGAUAAUCUCACUUUGGGGAAUAUUGACCUGUGAACAAUGUUUGGUCAGAUCCAUUUCCAACCUUGCCUGACUUUAGGUUUUCUCAGCAGCAUGUUAGAACGUCCUGUUCUGCAUCUUCUCUUCAUCAGCGCAUGCAUGUUGGAACGUCAUGAAUUGCAGCUUGCAUUAGGAUGGGUUGAUGAUUUGCAGAUGAGUUGAUUGCAACCAGGUGAUAAUGGGGAGAGAGCAGGGAGGAGGGUGAUUGAGGGAGUCGCUGAUCACCGCCGCUGCACACGAUGCCACGCAUACUCUUCCUGCUAUUCAGCUUGUCGGUCAUGACCAUGAUGUUUGUAGCCAAGUUUGGUUUGGACAGCCACUUCCAGCAAGCCACCCAAGGCAUGCCCAACAUCCGGGACCACACCGCCGAGAGUCGCAUGGUGCGAGAUAUGCUGAAGGACAGAGAAGUCCGACACAAUCGAGAAGUAACCAUCCUCCGGGAUCGUAUCGGCAGCCUGGAGCAUGAACUGAAGUCAGCCAAGGAACGAGUCCAUAACCUGACGCAAGCAGCAGCAGCACGUCCAACUGUGGCCGAGUUGACAUCCAAGGAAAUCCUUGAAGGGAAGACCAUUGUGAUACAGAACAAGACCGAAGACUUCAUCAGGUACUUCCAGGAGAAGGUGAAAUCUGCGGAAAUUCAUCAAGGAGUUGCCUUGAAGACUGAGUACGAUAUUGUUGCAUUUGAUCGGUUUACUCUCAACAGGGUGUACAUGCAUGAACCUGGCUUGGGGAAACGGGUCAUAGAGAAGCCCAUUGGGUAUAAGAAGCGAGAUCUGUUUGAAAUGGUUGCAUUUGGAGUGGAUCAGCUGAAUGUGAAUAGAUCUGAAAAGGCCAAGCCGUAUACAUUUGAAGAUUUCUUGGAAGGUGUUUUCAGGACUGAGCCGACCUCGGGGUCGCACUUUGAGUUGUACUUCAGAAAUAAGGAUGCUAGCAGCCCCUACUCCUAUGUCAAGCUGGUGAUGAUGAGGCCGUUUGGGCCUCCGAUGCUGAUCAGGAACACCACUGUGUCCACCAGCCAGGAGUGGGUCAACCUCAUCCUGCCUCUCUCGGGCAGAGUGGAGACCUUCCGGCUGUUCAUGGACCGGUUCAUCACCACGUGUAUUAAGCAGGAUAAGAGGGUGUAUUUGACUGUGGUGUAUUUUGGGAAGGAGGGACUUGUGGAAGUGAAGAAUAUUAUGUCUCAAAUUGCUAAAGCUUACAAAUUCAAACAUUUGAAACUUGUAACAUUGAAUGAGAAGUUUGCGCGAGGCCGCGGCCUGCAGAUUGGUGCCUUGAACUGGAAGAGUGGAGAUGCCUUAUUAUUUCUUUGUGAUGUGGACAUUGUAUUUAAUAAUGAAUUUCUUGAGAGAUGCCGACUCAAUGCAGAGCGUGGAAAACGGGUAUAUUAUCCUAUAGUGUUUAGUCUAUAUAAUCCAAAUGUCGUCUAUGCACUACAAGACAUGCAGAUUCCAUCCCUGAAGGACCAACUCAUCAUAUCUAAAGACACAGGAUUCUGGCGUGAUUUUGGAUACGGAAUGACUUGCCAGUUCCGGUCAGACUUCUUGAAAAUCAAAGGUUUUGAUGAGCAAAUAACUGGUUGGGGCGGGGAGGAUGUGUUUCUCUAUCAGAAGUAUGUGAGGAGUGACUACAUGGUGAUCAGGGCGACCGACCCAGGCAUCUUCCACCUGUGGCACGAGAAAGUGUGUGAUCCCAACCUCAGCUCUGAACAGUACAAAAGUUGCAUACGUUCCAAGGCUUUAAAUGAAGCCUCUCACUCACAGUUAGGGCUCCUUGCUUUCAAGGACGAGAUGGAUAUUCAUAAAGGUUUUGAAAAUUCCAAAAAGAAACAAGUAUUAUAACCAUGGACAAGGUGUUUUGCUUCAGCUGGACAGAAUCUGUAUGACAAUGUACAUGUAUUGGGCAACUUCUAAUCCAAGACGACAUGUUCCAUUUAGUUCCACUCAGUAACCCUGGGAUGAAUGUAUUGAAAAUGACUGAUUGUUUAAUAUAGUAGGACAGGACUUCUAAAACAGGGUUCGCUUGCCAGGAUUUAUAUUUAUGAUUAUCUUUAUUGUGUAUCCCUUUCUUUCUGUUAUUGUUUAAAGCAAGACGAUGCUCUAUGGUCUGGUUGGGCAGUCGGGUAGCCAAGUGGCCAAAUGGUUAAAGUGUUCGCUUGUCACACCGAGGAGCCAGGUUCGAUUCCCGGGUGCAAUGUGUGAAGUCCAUUUUUGGUGUCCCCUGCCGUGAUAUUGCUGGAAUAGUGCUAAAAGCGGCGUGAAACCAAACUCACUCACUCAAGCACUCUGUGGUCUGGUGAUGUAAUAAGUACCUGUGUGAAACAGAAGCGUGCCUUUGAGUAAUUAGGGUCAUCUGCUGGAGAUUAUAUGGGUUGUUAAAUAGGAGUUAACAGGCAGAGCAUGAUGUGUUUGAGGAACUUGAAUCUAGCUAGGAUUGUCCUGAGUCUAUUCUCUUUGGGUGCAGUGGGGUAGCCUAUUGGUUAAAGGGUUCGUUCGUCCUGCAGAAUGGCUGGGUUCUAUUCCCAACAUGGGUACAAAGUAUGGUGCCCAUAGCUGGUGUCCCCUGUUGUGAUUCUCCUGGUACCCCCGGUAUGUUGCUACAAGCAGCGUUAAACCCAACUCACUCACUCACUCACUAUUCUCUUAGACUUACAUUAACUCUCUGAAAGAAAACUAUUGUAAGAUUAUUCUUUUUUAAAUUGUAUUUUAGUAUAUAAUGAGAAGGAGCCCAAAGGAUCUCUUCAAUUGCAGGAACUGAAGAAUUCUAGACUUGCCAAAGUAUCGAGACUUGCUUUAAAGUUUUAGGAUAGGCUUGUUUCAGGGUCUGUCUGUAUGAGGGACUAAAGGAGGUGAAUGUUCUGUACAAACAGGUUUUCUCUGCUCUUAUCCCAGGGGUGGAACUAUGUGGAAUAUACAGACCAGGCUCUCCUGGCUGAUUGGACACUGACUCUGUGUUUAAGGACUUACACACCAUACGGCCUGUUCAGUGCUGUGUUUAUAAACAGGUUAUUCACUUUGGUUAGGAACAAAGUUUAGCAGUAUUUGCAUUCCCCAGGACAGGUUAUAUAUAGUCUGUAAUCGUAUAUACAGACAACACAGACAUACUUUCAGCAAAUAAACCAUGUUGUCUAUUGACAGCUUCAUCUCAGAAGCAACUUCAAAGACAUUCAGAAAUCUAUAAAACAUGCUGCACACCAAUUUAUUUGAAUUUCUUCUUAAAAGGAGUCUUUAUUUAAACAAGUCAAGCAUGCUAUGGCUGGUCUCCAAGACAUCGUGUUUAUUUCUUUCCCCUUAAAGAGUUAUAUCAAAGGGAGACCAUGCUGCUAGGUAACAGGCAGACUGCUGGUUGCCAUGGAAACGUGACCAGUAAACACAAAAAAAUCUCAUGCACCUGUGUGCUCCAAGAGAUGUUUGGUUAAUCUACACACAGUCCCGUCCAAAGAGUGUAGUCCUGUUUGACAAGUAAGGUUGCGUGUAGUUGCCUUUUGUCAUGGCUAGACAAGAAAUGAAGUAUCUUCAUAAGUAUUUUCAUAAGUAUUUUCAUAAGUAUUUUCAAUUAAGUUGUUUUAUCUUUUUCAUUAUGUAUUAUUCAAAGUGCAAAGUUAAAUUUGAAGAAAAAUGACAAAAUCCAUUGUGACUAAAUUCAAGUCAGCAAGACUAGCAUACGAGGGACCAUAUCUGCUGAUGAUGGACUGAGAGGGGUUGCGAAUAGAUUGGUGGCUGGGCACAGAGUCUAAUUACUACCAUGUGAUCCUUCCCAAGUCAAACAUGACAGCAGGUUCUAAGCAUCUUGUCUUUCCGUCAAACAGCAUUUUGUUGUAUUCUUUUCAAACAUGGCACAUAAUGUAGAUUCCUUAAGUGUAUUGUUACUCUUAGGAAAUUGUCGAUCAUAGGUGUUAUGCAUUUGACUGUAUAAAUUAACUUGUCAGUAUGUGUACUAUUAACUAAUUGAUCAAGUAAUCCUGUUAAUUGAAACCACAUGUUCUAUUUGCUGCACAGAUGCAGAGAGCAUUCCGCCUCGUCUAUCAGGGACAUUCUUCUCAUCAUGCAGAUUCCUCCCAUAUCUGUUAAACUGAUCACGGAACUAUUGUGUUUUCUCAAAACUUUAUGAAUAUCCACAUAUCUGUUGAUUAUUUGUCAUAUUUAUCCUGUUCCCAUGGCAUGAUUGAUUUCAUGAAGACAGGAUUAUCAUUUAGGGAGGUUUCAUCGUCAAGGCUUCGUGCACAGGGUCUGCUGUUGAUCAGUGGAGAGCAGGUGGGCUGGUGUUCAACUAUGAGAACCUUGGUACAACUCAAUAUACAUGUCGUCAGUCUGGGGAAAGGCUUUAUGUGGGAUUGUUACUGAAGCAACUGUAACUGAGUAUUCAGGAGGUCAGGGCACAUUUAAGUCUGGUAAGCAAUAUUUUAAAUCGGACAUUUGAGAUUCCUAAUUGGACAUGUCCGGCGCAUAUGACCGUUUCCGGACCCCUGCAUAUACCAUUCAUUCACUCACUCACUCACUCUACUGCCAGGCAGGCACGAUGAGGCACCAGUAUUCAUUCUUCAAGUCAAUAAUGCUAAGGGAUGAUAUACUACUCAAAAGAAGUUAAAGAUCACCCACUUUAUUCAUAUAUAUUUCCAUGAAACAUUAACUUAAGGAUGAAAGAAUCAAGUGUUCUUUAACUUCUUUUGAGUAGCAUAUUUCAUUUUUGCUCUUGUAUUAACGAUUGACAUUUUUGAAUAACCUUUCCAAAGGAAGUCUGUCAACCCUAGUCAACCGUAUGUACCCGGGGUAUUGCUGUAUAUCUGUUUAACUCUAGUCAUAGGUCAUGGAGUCAUACAAGGUGCUAUAGCCAUUAUGUUGUCAUGUUUCCUGUAUUCACAAACUGCAUUUCUUAGCAAGUAUUGAUUAAAACACUCAUUAAUUUAUUCAUUGUGUUUUUCAAUCUACGUAUGCAGCAUUUGUUAUCAAUCAUAAAGAAAAAAGAAUGUUGUUAUUUUUGUUUUAUUUUUGAAUUCCAGUAUAACACAUGUGCCAAUGUUUAUAUUUUAUGAACAAGUAAUGCUCUUGACCUGUAUAUAGUGCAUUUCCCGACACAUCUUGCCAGUUAUUGUGUCACAGUACGCAGCCAGUGCCACAGAUUUCAGUAUUUCAUAUGUACAGGUGUUUACAUGUCCUUCAUCAAAGACCAUGAACACUGAUACUGACCUAUUUUGAAUUGUCUCAGG